AGAGAAACUCCUGCUGAAGCAGCUGAGAUCCACAUGACAUGUUAAAAGAUGGCUUUUAUUAAAGAGGAGAGUGAAGACAUGAGGAUUGAAGAAGCAUUCAGAGUAAAACAUGAAGAUACUGAGGAACAAACAGAAGAUACAUACAACAAGUGAGUGAUGCCUCGUGGUACCAUCAAAGAGGAAAAUCACAACAUUUUUGCUUACCGUUCCUGGCUGGUGGAAUGAUCUUCACACCCCCAUCCGAGGCAGGCACUGGUGCUUUCUCUUGGUAUGAGGCAGGCACUGGGGCUUCCAGACUGGACAUGGCAUGCAAUGGUGCUUCCUCUGGGGAACUGGUGGGAACAGGUGCUUCUCCAAGGGAUGAGACCUGAUGAUGCUGAAGGAGGAGAAUCACAAGCUUAAUGAAAUGGAGCAGAAAUAUCAGCAUGAGAGACAUCAUGAUUUUAUGACAGAAGAAAUAUCCAGAAAGACUGAAAAGACUUCCUCACAAAAAAGAGGUCAGAAGAAAGGAACUAAAAGGUAUUUCACCUGCCAAGAGUGUGGAAAGUGUUUUGAUCAAUUUGGAAAUCUUAAAGUACACAUGAGAAUUCACAAAGGAGAGAAACCUUUCACCUGCCAGCAGUGUGGAAAGAGUUUCAAUGAAAAAGGAAACCUUAAUGUCCACAUGAGAGUUCACACUGGAGAAAGGCCUUUCACCUGCCAACAAUGUGGAAAAAGCUUCUCUCAAAGAGGAAACCUUAAAGUCCACAUGAAAAUUCACACCGGUGUGAGCUCUUUUACUUGCCAACAGUGCGGAAAGUGUUUCACUGAAAAAGGAAACCUUAAGGUCCACAUGAGAAUUCACACCGGAGAGAGCUCUUUUAUCUGCCAACAGUGUGGAAAGAGUUUCACUCAAAAAGGAAACCUUAAAAAACACAUGAGGAUUCACACCGGAGAGAAGCCUUACACCUGCAAAUUAUGUGGGAAGGGCUUCACACGUGAACUAGGCCUUAGUUAUCACAUGAACAGUCACACUGGAGAAAAACCAUUCAUAUGUGGUCAAUGUGGAAAAAGUUUCACUCGUAAAGUGACCCUUGAUACCCACAUUAGAAUUCACACUGGAGAGAAGCCAUUCGUAUGUGGUCAGUGUGGAAAGAAUUUUAGAUGUAAAGAAAAUCUUAAUCAGCACAUGAGGAUUCACUCAAGGGAGAACUGUUUUAUAUGUCAUCAGUGUGGAAGGAGUUUCACACACAUGAAACGCCUUAAGAAUCAUUUAAUAACUCACACUGGAAAGAAGCCUUUUAUGUGCCAUCACUGUGGAAAGAGUUAUAUAAAUAAAAGAAAUCUUCAGACUCACAUGAGAAUUCAUUCUAGAAAGAGGUCUUUCACAUGUCUUCAGCAUAAGAAAAGUUUAAGAUAUGGAAGAGGCCUGAAACGUCAUUUACAAAUUCACUCUGGAGGAAAACUAUUUAAUUGCGAUCAGUGUAAUAAAAAAUUCCUGUUGCCAUUACACUUACAGAUACACUUGAAAAGCCAUGCAGUUGUGAGACCCUAUUUGUGUUUUUUGUGUGGAAAGCAUUUUAAAUGGCCCAGCAAUUUACUAUUGCACCAGAAAAUACGUGUCUGUGUAAAAUUAAGGCUACGCUCACACCACAGUUGAUGUGGGCCAAAUAUGAUUUUCUGUUUUUUUUGUGAAUCUGUUCACAACAGAUAAACGCCUAAACAAGUAAUGCUUCUACAACCACCACCCCAUUUUUCAACUCCGUUGUUGCUUCAUUUAUUUGCAUUAAACCUCCUUUUGCUUCACCAUUUUAUACUUUGAGGCUUCUUAUUUUUUUUCGUCUGUAUAAAAGCAUCACUCCAUUACUUAUAUUGAUACUUUUGAAUCAAAAUAAUAAUUAAACUGUCUUGUUGUGAAAUGCAUCAGUGAAAAUAAAUAUUAUAAAUAAAAGUUUCAAACUGAAUGAAAUAUUGGACAUUCCACUGCAUUAUAGGAUUAAUCUUUAGCGAGAUAAUGUAAAGUAAAAAAAUGGUUAAUUCUGUGUAAGAAUGUUUUAUAAAAAAAAAAAAUAUUAACAAAAUACAUGAAGAAAGCAGCUAAAAUAUUGAUGCUAUGGAUGAAAAUGUACUAAAAAUCCACCGAGUAAUCCAUUUUUUUAAAAAUCGAUUUAUAUAUGAAUUGCGAUUCUGUCUUCCAAUGAUUCUAAUGGAUUCACAAGUUUCAAAUGUAAUGUUCCAAAGCAGCGGUUCUUAAUCUUGUUCCUCGCAUCCCCCUGCUCUGCACAUGCUCUGCUCUGCAUCUCUCUCUCUCACCUGAUUCAGAUCAUUAGUUUGUCAGCUCCAACAAUGAACUGUGUUCCAAUUAUACACUUUAGCCCCUUUCACACAUACAAACUUUUCCGGAAAAUUACCGUUAAAUUAAUUCCGGCAAUUUACCAGUAUGAGAAGUUGUAAGAUUACCAGUAAAUUGCAAGAAUUCUGCUGUGUGUGAACACAGAAGAAAAAUUACCGGUAUAAGCCACACGAGUUCAGAACGUGGUGACGUAAGACAUCUACUCCAGGCCAAUCAUAACAAUCUGACGCAAAUGACGCAUUCAGUCCGCACUGUUGUGUAUUUGGAUAGUCAAACCAAAGUUUUAAAUGCUAAAACGGCUUGCGAUACAAAUGUCAUCCAACUGGAGUGACAGUGAAAUUAAAGCGCUUCUCCUUAUCCGGGCGGAUGAAGAAAUUUGUCGUCAUCUGAGAGGAACUGUUAGUAAUGCAGUAACGUAUGAUAAAAUAACUAACCGUCUCAGAGAGCAAGGCAUUCACAGGACAAAAAGUCAGGUCAUCAGUAAACUGAAAACAUUGUGCCUUAAAUAUCUGAAAAUAAACGAGAAUCACAAUCGAAGUGGUAGUGGAAGAAUUUCUAAGUCGUCUAUUACGAUGUUUCUGUUACAAAAAAAGCUUCAUGAAUGCGAAAGUUUGAAACAAAAAUUAAACCAUCAACAAAAAUACUGACCAGAUAUACUCCUCCAUGUUUACAAAUACAAGCGCAGCUGUUUAGAGGUUGAUGAUGUCACAGAAUUUACCAGUAUUUUGCAAUGGAUUAGUGAAUGUUGCUUUUCCGGAAAAAAGACGGAUUGUCAUUGACCGUGUGAACAGCGCAUUUUUGAAUUUACCGUAAAGUCGUUCCCGUAAUUUUACGGAAAUUUACUGGUAUUACUGUGUGAAAGGGGCUCUUGUGUAUAGACAGACAGAUAUUUCUCACAUAGCUAUGAGCUACUGUGGUUGCACUGGUAACAAGCAAUACAUGCUGUCAAAAAUGAUACAACGCAAUCAUGUAUUCUGCAAUAUCAAAGCUUUAAUCAGGAUAAAACCAUAUAUUAGAAGCUAACAUAAGCAGUUGCAUUUACAAGUAACAGCAUAUUUAAAAGUAUGAGACAAUAACAAAUAUAAAACAUACCAUUCUGAAAUGUCCUGUAAGAGACGUGUUAUGGCAUUAUUUCCCUGUCAAAUGUCGAGAGCGCAUUAAUGUAGCGCGAAAGAACAUUAAUAUAAUGCGCGAGCGCGAAUCUCACUGCUCGCGCGCCGUGGAAUAUAAUGUGCGGAGCGCGAAUCUCUC
This is a messenger RNA of Cyprinus carpio (common carp), 3583 nucleotides long. RefSeq lists its product as uncharacterized. Gene Ontology annotation, biological process: regulation of transcription by RNA polymerase II; central nervous system development. NCBI's taxonomy places the organism in Eukaryota, Metazoa, Chordata, Actinopteri, Cypriniformes, Cyprinidae. The record is from RefSeq and is a predicted model, not a curated record. Gene Ontology annotation, cellular component: nucleus. Gene Ontology annotation, molecular function: DNA-binding transcription factor activity, RNA polymerase II-specific; RNA polymerase II cis-regulatory region sequence-specific DNA binding.